CGAAACGCCUUGACCGUCCACUCGGUGCUGCGACACGGAGUCAAAACGUAUGCGUAGUAAGUUACGACUUAACACCGGGUACACAAAUACACGACAUACAUGCACCAUGUACACAUCAUUGCAGUGGUAAAUAACUACUCUUUUCGUUGUGUCUUGGCUUUUAUCCGAUCGUUAAAUUCGUUAUUUAUUAUCGCGAAUAAUAAUAAUAUUUUGCACUAUUGUUUGUUAUUAUUCCGAUGAUGGCCGAACUUAAAUCGUCAAAACUAGACGCAGAAAAUGUCAGGAACAUGGAGUACAAUUUGUUUAAAUCAUCAUUAGCUCAAAUCGGUACGAUCAUCGUGCAGAACGUGAUCAUGUUGGGCUUCGGCAUGUCGCUGGCCAUACCGACGGUGGUCAUCGGGUCGCUGAUGUUGGACGACGACGGCGGCGGCGGCGGCGGUGGCGGCGCCGACGCCAUGACCUUGACGGAAACGGAAGCGUCGUGGUACGGCAGCGUGCUGUUGGUGUGCCAUCCGACGGGAGGCCUGCUGUCGGGCGUGCUGCAGGAGAUCGUGGGCCGCAAGUGGUGCAUGGCCCUGGUGAGCGUGCCGCAGCUGAUCGGCUGGUACGUGCUGUGGCGGGCCGGCAACGCGUUCGAUCUGUACGUGUCGUGCGUGGCCCUGGGCCUGAGCAUGGGCCUGAGCGAGGCGCCAGUGCUGACGUACGUGGGCGAGACGGUCGAGCCCAGGCUCCGGGGCCCGCUGUCGUCGGUGUCCACGUUCACCAUCAUGCUCGGUUCUUUCGUCGCGUACCUCAUGUCGACGGUCAUGCCGUGGCGGACGGUCGCCAUGAUCAACAUGGCCGUGCCCGUCGUCUCGUUCGCCGCCGUCGUGCUCCUGACACCUGAAUCGCCGGUAUGGCUGUUGUCGAGGAAUAGGCCAACCGAGGCAAAAAAAUCAUUGGCCUAUCUGAGAGGUUGCGUGAGCACGGCCGACGUGGAAGAAGAGUUUUCCGAACUUUCGAUUUAUGCAGGAUUUAACAAAUCUGUCGAUCUCGAGCAAUACGUCGACUGCGGACUAGACCAACGACGUCUAUCGUACGUUAAGUACUUGCAGAUCAACACCAACGACAAUACCAAUGCCGAAAUCGACAUUCUCGCCAAUCAAAAUCAAACUGGUUUUCUGGACACGCUGAAAAGUUUUUGGACGCCUGAACUCAACCGGCCGUUUUUAUUCAUAAUGCUCUUUUUUUUCUUCUGGUCGUUCGCCACAUUCAUACCGGCCAAGCCGUACCUGAUAGCUGUAUUCAGCGAAAUCGGUUUGCCGUGCACUGCUCAGUGGACACUGGUAUAUACUUCUAUAUUAACCUUAGUAGGAACUCUAUUGAACGUGUUGACUGUUGCUAAGUUCGGCAAACGUCCUAUCACAUUGGUUUCGAUGGCGCUCUGUGCUUUUUCAAUGCUCGGAAUCGGAAUGUAUAUGGUUUCUACUACUUAUUUCUCAUUUUCGUCAACGUGGAUACCAAUGAUAUUGUUAAACGCCUUAUUCUUCUUCUCUGGUUACGGUGUGUUUCCUAUUCCAUGGAUGUUGGUCAGUGAAAUAUAUCCAACAAAGGGUCGCGGCAUCGCAAGUGGACUAACUGCCGCGUUGGCGUUUCUGAUGACAUUCAUUUUGACGAAAUCAUUUUUGGAAAUGCAAGAAUGGCUUACACUACCUGGGCUGUUCACCGUUUAUGGAUCGAUUACAUUAAUCGGAACUCUCUACUUGUAUGCGUGCAUGCCCGAGACCGAAAACAAAUCACUGCAAGAUAUCGAACACUUUUUCAUCGGUGACUUGGACGAUUUCGAGGACUGCGAUAAUCUAAGCUGAUUUGUCGAAAAAAAACUACGUGCUAAAAUAUUCCUAAUUUGUUUUUCGCAAAAAUCAACAUUGUUCACUAUAAUUUAUAUUAAUUUAAAUGUAUUUAUUUAUUAUUUAUUGUUAACUUGAACGCCAUCAUAUUAUUUUUUUAUUGCCAUUAUAAAUAUCAUACGAUGUUUUGAAAUUUUUAAUUAUUGCAAAAUAACUGGAAAGUUCUUUAAUGUAUAGCUGAAGCUUAAUAUGAUCAAUAUGAAAAGUAUUUAUAUUUUUUUAAGAGACAUUUUACUCGUAUUGUAUUUAUAUUUUAUACGAAGAACGACAUUAAAUUUUAAAAAAGCAUUACUUAUAUAAAUAUUAAUUAAAUUGUAACAUAUGAACAAACAAUUAUCGGUAAAAAAUACAAUGCAUAACCAUUGCUAUUCACGAUGGUGUCGAUAAUUAGAACACAGGUUUAUAUAUAAUUUUAAGUAUGUAAAUAAUAAUAGAUACCAAUUUUGUCUUUACACAUUGAGUAUUCCAAACUU
This is a messenger RNA of Melanaphis sacchari, 2362 nucleotides long. RefSeq names its product facilitated trehalose transporter Tret1-2 homolog. Gene Ontology annotation, biological process: transmembrane transport. Gene Ontology annotation, molecular function: transmembrane transporter activity. Bases 237 to 1847 code for a protein of 536 amino acids. Gene Ontology annotation, cellular component: membrane. Lineage: Eukaryota; Metazoa; Arthropoda; Insecta; Hemiptera; Aphididae. The record is from RefSeq and is a predicted model, not a curated record. The transcript has 6 exons.